CUUCUCCAAAACUUUCCUCUCCACUGUCUCUACUUUCCUCUCUUCACAGUUUUCCUUAAUCCUUAAGUUCUUCCUUACCUUCUUCCUCAGCUUCUUCUUCCCUAAAAUUCUGCUGAAGCAUUAAGAAUUCCAUUCUAUCCAUGUGUUCUUCAAUGGCUGAGCCAGAAUCAGAUGAGUCUAACAACACCAAACCCCAAAAGGUGAUGUCACCAGAUCAAAACCAUGAAAACCAAAGUAAGUUCUACAAUCAUUUUCUCUACAAGAUUGCUCUAGUUGUAGUUUUCUUCGUUGUUCUCCCUCUUUUUCCAUCACAAGCUCCUGAGUUCAUAAACCAGAGUGUCAUCACCAGAAGCUGGGAGCUUCUUCAUCUUCUCCUAGUUGGUAUAGCUGUGUCUUAUGGCUUAUUUAGCAGACUAAACGAAAAAGUAGAGAAAGAAAACAAUACGAAGUUCGAUAAUGCUCAUUCCUAUGUGUCUAGGAUUCUUGAGGUGUCCUCAGUUUUUGAUGAUGAGGCAGAAGCCUCACCUGUGCAUGGGCCUGAUGAAAACAAGGUCCAGGCAUGGAGUAGUCAGUAUUUUAGGAAUGAACCUGUAGUGGUUGUGGCUCAAGAACACUCUGUUCUUGAUGAACAGAGACAUAGCAGCUCAAUAUUUGGUGAAAAGCCUUUGCUUUUGCCUGUUAGGAGCCUAAAGCAACGUGUUCCUGACCAGGAGAAGAUAGAGUCUAUUGAUGAAUCUAGUGUUAGUACUUCUGGUGGUGCUCUGAGUAGGUCUAAUUCUAGGUCUGGUUCAAGAAGGUUUUCGAGAAAAUCGAGUAAGGCUAGAGCUGGUGAAACUGGGGAUCUAGAUCAUCAAGAGUUGGAGGAGAAGUUGAAGGAGAAGUUGAAGGAGAGUAUUGUGCUUCCUUCCCCAAUUCCGUGGAGAUCAAGAUCAGGAAGGUUGGAAGUGAAAGAGGAUCUUGUUAGUAGUACUCCAAUGGAGGAAGCUGAAUUUAACCGCCUAGAUCCUGGUGGUGUUUCGAGGUCCCAAAGCUCUCGUUCAUCUCGAUCUGAGUCAGUGACUUCAUCACCAAAGCUGUCUCCUUCAACAUCACUUUCUUCUCCGAAGAAGUUAUCUCCUGCACCCUCAUUGUCACCAGAAGUUCAAGCCAAGAGUGUUGAGGAUAUGGGGAGGAAGAGGAACUUUUACAAGGCUUCUAUUCCCCCACCUCCUCCUCCACCGAUGUUCUAUAAGUCAUCAUCUAUGAGGCCAAGCAGUGAUGAGGUUUUGUAUAAGGAUUUGAGAAGAAGCAUCACAACUGAAGCAAACAACUUGGAUAGGAGCAAUGGAGAAUCUAUGAUGGGCAGAGUUAAUUCAGGGGUUGAAACAAAGCAUAGGCUGAGCCAUGUUGAUGGCAUUUCAAUGGGGAAGUUUGUCAGGACAACCAGAGGUGGAGAACAAGGAUAUGUAAAUGGGAAGCUGGAGCAAAGCGCUAAGGAAGUUGGAGCAGACAUGGUGGAGAAUGUAACAAGAAAAAGGGUGGGGUUUGAUGAAUCUUCAUUCUGGACUGAAGAUUUGAGCCAUGAAAGCAGCAUUCCCAACAACAUCAAAUCAUCUCCUUUUGAGGAAUUUUCAGAGGAAGAUGAGAAGGAAGAUCUUUUCGACAAGGUGGUUAUGGAAUCGGAUGAGGAAACCGAAAGCGAGGAUGAUGACAGUGAAGGUGGUUUUGCUUCUAAAGACAUUGGAGAGAGCCCAAAGCCAAGUCCUAGGCCCUAUCAACCUGCUUCUGGCAGUUCAAGUGAUGGAGGACCUGAUGUGGAUAAGAAGGCAGAUGAGUUCAUUGCUAAAUUCAGGGAGCAGAUAAGGCUUCAGAGAAUAGAUUCAAUCAAGAAAUCGAGUGCACAGAUUAGUAAAAACUUGUCAAGGUAAUAUGUGAAGAUACCCCAUUAUUGUAAAAACAGGUUGGAUGAAAACUUGUUAUUUAAGUCUACUUUCUUGGUCUUAUUUUGAACUAUAUCUGUUGUUUCAAAUUAUGAUCGCCGGUAUACAUAGAAUUGCA
Molecule: messenger RNA, 2037 nt
Organism: Argentina anserina (silverweed cinquefoil)
Lineage: Eukaryota; Viridiplantae; Streptophyta; Magnoliopsida; Rosales; Rosaceae
Exons: 1
Coding region: 141-1907 (588 amino acids)
Source: RefSeq, a predicted model, not a curated record